Ananas comosus (pineapple) is the source of this 1665-nucleotide messenger RNA. RefSeq names its product phosphoglycerate kinase 3, cytosolic-like. NCBI's taxonomy places the organism in Eukaryota, Viridiplantae, Streptophyta, Magnoliopsida, Poales, Bromeliaceae. The transcript has 6 exons. Gene Ontology annotation, cellular component: cytosol. Gene Ontology annotation, molecular function: ADP binding; phosphoglycerate kinase activity; ATP binding. Gene Ontology annotation, biological process: gluconeogenesis; glycolytic process. The record is from RefSeq and is a predicted model, not a curated record. The coding region runs from base 109 to 1314 and encodes 401 amino acids.
CAUUCUCCUCCUCCUCCUCCUCCUCCUCCUCCACCUGAAACCCUAACCCUAACCCCAUCGAUCUCAUUGCUCUCGCUCUCUCUCUCUCUCUCGAUAGAGGACCCAUCAAUGGCGGCGAAGAAGAGCGUGGGGGAUCUGAAGGAGGCGGAUCUGAGGGGGAAGAAGGUGUUCGUGAGGGUCGAUCUCAACGUGCCCUUGGACGACGCCCUGAACAUCACCGACGACACCCGGAUCGGCGCCGCGGUGCCCACGAUCAAAUACUUGGUCGGGAACGGCGCCAGGGUCAUCCUCUGCACCCACCUGGGCCGCCCUAAAGGUGUCACUCCAAAGUACAGCUUGAAGCCUCUCGUGCCGAGGCUAUCAGAACUUCUUGGAGUCAAUGUCGUGAUCACGAAUGACUGCAUUGGUGAAGAAGUUGAAAAAACGGUGGACACAUUGCCAGAUGGUGGCGUUGUACUUCUUGAGAAUGUCCGAUUUCAUAAGGAAGAAGAGAAGAAUGAUCCCGAGUUCGCUAAGAAGCUAGCAUCGCUCGCGGACCUCUAUGUGAACGAUGCCUUUGGCACCGCCCACAGAGCUCACGCCUCGACCGAGGGAGUCACCAAGUUCUUGAAGCCGGCGGUCGCUGGCUUCCUUAUGCAGAAGGAACUUGAUUACCUUGUUGGGGCCGUGGCGAACCCUAAGAAGCCAUUUGCGGCCAUCGUGGGUGGAUCUAAAGUAUCAACGAAGAUCGGAGUGAUCGAAUCAUUGUUAGGAAAGGUCGAUAUCCUUCUUCUCGGCGGUGGGAUGAUCUACACGUUUUACAAGGCGCAAGGGUACUCUGUCGGGUCGUCACUGGUUGAAGAAGACAAGCUCGACCUAGCGACUUCUCUUCUAGAGAAAGCGCGCUCCAAAGGUGUUUCUCUCUUGCUGCCCACCGACAUUGUGGUAGCCGAUAAGUUUGCUGCGGACGCAGCCAGCAAGGUCGUACAAGCGUCGGAAAUUCCAGAUGGCUGGAUGGGUCUCGACAUCGGACCCGACGCGAGCAAGACAUUUAAUGAAGCCCUGGAUACCACCAACACCAUCAUUUGGAACGGACCCAUGGGCGUGUUCGAGUUCGAGAAGUUUGCUGCGGGAACCGAUGCGAUUGCGAAGAAGCUGGCCCAGCUCAGCGCGAAGGGCGUCACCACGAUCAUCGGGGGCGGUGACUCCGUCGCCGCAGUGGAGAAGGCGGGCCUGGCAGACAAGAUGAGCCACAUCUCAACGGGAGGCGGCGCGAGCCUGGAGUUGCUGGAAGGCAAGUCGCUCCCGGGAGUCCUCGCUCUCGACGAUGCUUGAGCACAUGGCGAAAACAUAUUCGUCUUCGAGAUUAAGAUAGCUUGUGUCGCAGUUUUUGUAUAUGGGUUUCGAAAUAAAGUUAAGCCUAUAACCGAGGCGAGCGAGAUGAAGCAAGCGCUUGAGACAAGUAGUUCUCAUUUUGAUCACAAUGGCUCUUGGCUCAAGCUUUAUGAUCAAGAAGUUCAUUGUGGUGUUUUGCAUUUUGUAAUGUUGAUGUGAAUCUUUAACUGGUGGAUGAAACCAAGAAGAAUUCACCUUUUUUGUAACUUUGGAUGUUUAAGUUUAUGAAUCCAUCUGUAAUUUCAUAAAAUCCGCGAAACGAAUUAUGCUGUGGAUUGAUUGGUUUGCAAA